Messenger RNA from Coffea arabica (coffee), 1428 nucleotides. RefSeq names its product probable disease resistance protein At5g47250. NCBI's taxonomy places the organism in Eukaryota, Viridiplantae, Streptophyta, Magnoliopsida, Gentianales, Rubiaceae. Gene Ontology annotation, biological process: defense response to other organism. The record is from RefSeq and is a predicted model, not a curated record.
AUGUCAGCUUCGAAGCCAGUUGGGCCACCCGUUUCAGCUGCAUACGGGACUUCUGAAGGCUGCUUUCCGUAUAUAAAUUACAGGAGAAGGCAUGUCAUAGAUUUACCCCACAAUUUUGAAACGCUAAAAGAUGAAGUGGAUAUUCUCCGUGAACGUUGGAAAGACGUCGAUGACUAUAUAAGUCGUCAAUCAGCGACCAGACAGAAAAACGAUAAUUAUGCAGCUCUUCAUAAUACCUUAUGUCGGAUAUUGAAAUAUUACCAAGAGAGAAUCGUCAACCGAUACAAAAAGCUAGUUGGACUUGAAUCAGGUGCAAACGGAGAAGCUGGAAACCAAACACCGGUCCAUGAAUUGUCACCUGCUUCCAAAGGUUGGAAGAACAAAUUUUAUACCCCAACAUUCUACAGACUUUUAAGGUUGGAUAGAGAUGUUCUCAAGUUUAUGACUGAAAUCACUAAUCUCAAAAAUAAGAUUACACUUGAGCUUGUUACUAGUCGGAUAAAUCCAGAAAUUGUUGUAAGACAGAGUGCGCAAGAACUAACUCAUGUGCCUUCACAUCAAGCGGUCCUUGAGAUCCCAGAGGACUGGCUAUGUGACCCAGGCUGCAAGAGGAUUAUCAUUCACAGAGAACCACAAGUUGGAAAAACAAAUAUUUUGAGAAACUUGAAUAACUGGUUCGUUCAAUGCCCUCCCGACCUGAAAUUGGACUACGUCAUUUGGGUGAACUUUCCGACUGAUUUGCCCAAGCCAGAGGACAUCAUCACUGACAUACAAGAGAAAAUUAUUCAGCAUCUGGACUUAACUGUGCAGAAUAGUGGAAGAAUCUCUGAAGAACACAAGCAUGGGAAAGUCAUCAUUGAGGCUAAAGAUCCAUAUCUUCUGUGCAAUUUUGCAUUCAACACAGAAAUCAAAUUAGAGAAGCUACCACCCCAAGAUUCAAGGAAAUUAUUUGAUAAGAUCAUUGAUGAUGAAACAUUUUGUAAACAAAACACAGUUCUAGCUGACAUGAUCGUUGAGGAGCUAGGUGGGCUUCCGGGAGUGAUCGCAUCCAUAGCAGGACAGCUGAAAAUUAAUAAACGAGUAGAAUACUGGGAAGGUGUGAUUCAAAGAUUGAGAGCAGAUAUUUGGGACAGUAAUCUUCUAGGCUUGGCAGGCUUGGCAGGAGUAAAAUUGGAUUUUGAUACAACUUAUAGUAAAUUGAAAGAGAAUGAUCGAAAGUGCCUACAUUAUGCAGCAUUGUUUCCAAAAGGGUUCACAAUUCCCAUAGAUAUUUUGGUCGAAUGUUGGAAAGCUGAAGAGUUUCUAUGGUGUCCUACUCCUACAUUCUCUCACGCACGAAGAGAAGGAGAGUGUGUACUCAACCAGCUGACAGAGCUUCAUCUCUUAGAGAUGUGUUCUGAGCACCAUUUCAAGAUGCCAAUAAUCUAG